Diorhabda carinulata is the source of this 1446-nucleotide messenger RNA. RefSeq names its product DNA polymerase delta subunit 2 (gene PolD2). Gene Ontology annotation, molecular function: DNA binding. NCBI's taxonomy places the organism in Eukaryota, Metazoa, Arthropoda, Insecta, Coleoptera, Chrysomelidae. Gene Ontology annotation, cellular component: delta DNA polymerase complex. Bases 91 to 1413 code for a protein of 440 amino acids. Gene Ontology annotation, biological process: DNA strand elongation involved in DNA replication; DNA replication. The record is from RefSeq and is a predicted model, not a curated record. The transcript has 4 exons.
AAAUUAAAGAAAAUAAGAUUUAGUUCUAUUUCGCGCUAAAAAUUGACAUUUAGAGGUUAUAUAUAAACAAAACUAAAGUGAAAAAUUAAUAUGCCAGAAAACAAAGGUGCCCAAAAAAUGUUAGAGAGAGCGACUGUUAAAUAUGAAAAUACUUCAAAUAAAUUCUCCGAACAUCCAGAGGAUUUUAACCGACAAUAUUGUAGCAUAUACUUAGCCCGUCUUCGGGAUAUGGAAACGCUCAUUCGUGAACGUAUUAAAAAUGAAUGGGGUAGUCAAUACGCUGUUAUUAAACUUCACAAAUUAGCUGAAGAGAACAAAGAUAAAUGUAUAGUUAUAGGAACUAUUUUCAAAGAUCAGAAAUUGAAACCUUCGAUAUUAAAAGAAUUAUCAGAAGCCAAUCAACUUGUAGCAGAAGUUGGUCCUAUUCUUGAUAACGAUUUAAGUGAUGAUUCUGAUAAACUAUUUAUAGAAGAUGAAGUUCAGAGAUAUCAAAUAGAAGGUGUUCCAAUAAAAGAAGUAGUCACUGGUAUAACAAUUGCUCUCUUAGGUACUGAUGCAGGAAAUGGAAAAUUCAAAGCAGAAGAUUACGUAUUUCCUGGUUACAGGGAACAAAUAGAAAGACCACUAUUUAUAGAAGAUACUUAUGUUGUGUUUUUAAGCGGACUAGAUUUAAUUAGCUAUGAAAAAAUAAUUUGCAACUUAGGUUUAUUUACGUUUUGGUUAACUGGAAUGUUGGGGGAUACAGAAUCUGUUUCAAAAGUUGUUAGAGUGAUUAUUGCCGGUAAUAGUAUAAGAGUAACGGGUGAAAAAAGGAAACCUACCAUCUCAUUAAUUAGUAGGGUAUCAGAAUCAACUGAAACUAUUGAGGCUGUUAACUCGUUUGAUAAUUUUUUGUCUCAACUUUGUGCGUUAGUAGAGGUUGAUGUAAUGCCUGGAGAACAUGAUCCUUCGAAUCAAAUUUUACCCCAAAAACAGAUGCAUCCUUGCAUGUUUCCUAACUCGAGCAUGUACAAAUCCCUUAAUUUAGUGCCAAAUCCUUAUUCCUGUUCUCUAGAUAAUUUGAAUAUAUUAGGAAGUUCAGGACAACCAGUACAACAUAUAAUCUGGUAUUCGGAAAAUAAUUCUCCAAUCAAAGCUUUAGAAAAAUGUUUAGAAUGGGGACAUUUGGCACCGACAGCUCCAGAUACUCUUGGGUGUUAUCCUUAUUACAAAAACGAUCCUUUUAUCAUUGAGAAAUGUCCGCACGUGUUUUUUGCUGGGAAUCAAGAUGAAUUUGCUACUGAAAUGGUCACAGGAGAUCAAGGACAAAAAGUUAGGUUAAUAAGCAUUCCAAAGUUUUGUAAUACUUUUCAAGCGGUAUUACUCAAUUUAAAGAAUCUUGAUUGUGUUUCCAUGGUUUUUGAUAAGAGUUAAUAUAUAUAUUUAAUAAAAUAACUUUUGAUCGAA